Helianthus annuus (common sunflower) is the source of this 1045-nucleotide messenger RNA. Its product is annotated as ACD11 homolog protein. Gene Ontology annotation, cellular component: cytoplasm; cytosol; membrane. Gene Ontology annotation, biological process: ceramide transport; intermembrane lipid transfer. The record is from RefSeq and is a predicted model, not a curated record. The coding region runs from base 145 to 834 and encodes 229 amino acids. The transcript has 5 exons. Lineage: Eukaryota; Viridiplantae; Streptophyta; Magnoliopsida; Asterales; Asteraceae. Gene Ontology annotation, molecular function: ceramide 1-phosphate transfer activity; ceramide 1-phosphate binding.
UGCGCUUACCCAAACCCCAGCGCACAUAUUCCAGGCCGGCGCGUAAACUAGUCAUCCUCCACCUUCAUAUACACCCUCCCAUUUUCCAUCUUCACCACCAUUUGGCAUUUCCAUAAUUACCUCAAUUUUCAACUUCAUCAAUCUAUGGAUAUCUUUUCAUACUUCACAACAUCUGACAAGAUUAGUUUUGAGGAUGAUGAGUUUGAAGAUGCGGGAGAAGGAACUGCUCUUGCUCUGAUUGCGGAUGCGUUUGAGGAAAUUGCGGAUUCGAUUAAGAAGGGGAACAAGAAGGAUGUUUUGUUUGAGUUGGAUUUGAAGCCGUUUUGCGAGGCGUGUUCUUUGGUCUCUAUAUUGUUUGGUUCGCUCGGUAUCGCUUUUAAAUUUGCGGAAAUGGAAUACACAUCUAAGGUCAAUGAUCUUGCGGAUGCAGCAAGUGUUUACGGCACUUUGAGUAAAGUAAUCGAUUACGAUGUGAAAGCCGACACAGUGCAAGCAGCCGAAAGCCUGACUCGCAAGCUUCGCAGAGUUAGGCAGGGUCUUGAUCUCAUUAGAGAGCUGUUUCAAAACUUUUUGUCUACAGAUGAUUACUCAUUGAAAGAAGCAGCUUCAUCUGCUUAUAAACAAGUUUGUGCACCAUACCACACAUGGGCCGUCAGAACCGCGGUUUCUGCUGGAAUGUGUGCUCUUCCAACAAGAGAUCAACUUUUGUUGAAUCUCAAUGAAACUGAUGAAUCGGCUGAGAAUGAAAUGAGGAGGUAUAUAAAGGCGUCACUUCCGGUUAUAAAGUAUAUUGAUAAUUUGUUCACUGCAAGGGGCAUCACAUUGGAUUGGUGAUGUUGUUAUAUAAGAUCUCUUAUGUUUGUUUUAUGCUUUCAAGGUGUGUUGUUCUUAAUUCAAUUUGUAUAUUGCCCAUUCUUUAAUAGGGUUAGGUAAAUUGUGUUAGAAUUAGCUAGCUUUUGUAUCACCAUUUUGAAUUCUUGGAAUAUUUCCAUAUUUGUUCAAGAAAAGAAUCACUACCCAUAUGUAUUUAUGAUUUUGGUUAUUA